AGUUCCUUCCAUACAUACAGACAUCUCUAUCAUUUCCCCCAAUACUUGUUCCACCCCAGCACCCUUUCAAGAAAGAGCAUCCCCCAUGGCAGCCCACCUUCAUGUUCAACAUCAACAACAACACCUGAAUCUUCCGGCGGGGUUCAGGUUUCACCCAACAGAUGUGGAAAUCAUCACCUUCUACCUAGUCCACAAGGUUCUGAAGAAACCCUUCGACGUGAUAGUAAUCGAGGAGGUGGAUCUGAACAAAUGUGAGCCAUGGGAUCUCCCAAAUAAUGUAAAUAUGGGGGAGAAGGACCAAUACUUCUUCUCCAAGAAGGACCUCAAGUACCCCACCGGGGUACGCACCAACCGGGCCACGAACGCUGGAUAUUGGAAGGCCACUGGAAAGGACAAGGAGAUUGUCCACCCACCGACCAUGAGUCUCGUCGGCAUGAAGAAGACUCUGGUCUUUUACAAGGGCAGAGCCCCCAGGGGGGAGAAGACAAACUGGAUCAUGCACGAGUACAGACUCGAGAUGGGAAAGCAACACACACCAGACCUGCCCACCGACAUCGUGAGAGCCGCCUCCAUUAAUGCAACUUCCAAGGAGGAGUAUGUUGUUUGUAGAAUCUUCCAUAAGAGCACUGGACUAAAGAAGGUGGUGAUGCCUUCAUAUUCCAUGCCCAUUCCCAUGUCCAUGGGGGAAGAGCAACAACAGGGCUUCCUCGAAUCUAAUACCCUAGCUCCUCUCAUGGACUAUGAUGUGCCAUCGUCAUUAGCGCCACUGCCGCCGCUGCCUGCAGCUUCUUUGUACCAGAUGCAUAACUUCGGGGCUGGAGCCUCUAUGAUGGGCAGUGCGGUGCUUCCAAUGAUGAAUAACCAAUACUUUGAAAAUCAUCACCACCAGAUGAUGGUCGCCCCACCACAGUCAUCAAUGUCGUUCUACAACAAUCAGCAGCAGCAGAUGAUGCAUAUGAGUGCAGAGCUGGACUUCAUGGUCGGGGUUGAUCCUGGGAGCGGCACAUCAUCUAUAGUGUCACAUGAGGAUGUUCUAACUGGGACGAGCAACAACAUUCAGGGAAAUGCUGGUGCAACAAUCUCCGGUGAGAUCUCGUCGGUCAACAUGGGUAUGGAUGGCAUGUGGAACUACUGAUGAUCAAAUGAUCUGCGAGAAUAUAUAAAUGUGUUCAUGCAUAAAAUAAGCAUCCACCAAAAGAUCAGUUGAUAUAUACCAACAUCUAUAUUGGUUUGUACUGCAUUUUAUUUUCAUCAUGGUCACAAGAGAGUUUGUAUGCAUUGGCUUGCUUGGCCUUCUUUUCUUCUUACAUUAUUGUGUAUAUGUGUACUGGCUUGUAUGUGCACCAUCAACUGGUGUAUACCUAGCUACAUUUGCAUGCGUUGUUAAAUACCUGACAAUGUGUCAUGCAUGUUUUAAACCUAUGUGGAAUAAACUAUUUUGUUUAAUUA
This is a messenger RNA of Aegilops tauschii subsp. strangulata, 1449 nucleotides long. RefSeq names its product NAC domain-containing protein 20-like. The record is from RefSeq and is a predicted model, not a curated record. Lineage: Eukaryota; Viridiplantae; Streptophyta; Magnoliopsida; Poales; Poaceae. Gene Ontology annotation, molecular function: DNA binding. Gene Ontology annotation, biological process: regulation of DNA-templated transcription.